AAAUCAUGGUCAUCUUUGUCACCAACCCCAAGCCUUCCUGUGGCCAAAGGGGUGCCAGGUGAAAUGCUGGCUAUUGUUUGACAUCAACAGGUGAUUUGGUGAAGAUUUGACUACGAAUUUUGUGUGCUAUGGAGAACUUGACCAACAAAUUCAGCCGUGCUGAUGUUCGCUACCAGUCGUUCCGCAGCUCAACAAGGCGUCAGACAGAUAAUGUGAGACCUUGUUAUGGAACAUUGCCCCGGAAACCACUAAUUAAUUCAGGCAGCAAUCGAGAAGUGAUAAAUCAGUGCUACGGAACACUACCUAGACAACAACCAAUAAAUAAUAAUAAUAAUAAUAAUUCAGGAAGACAGCAGGGUAAAAUAAAAUCAUAUCCAAAGAUACCACCAGAAUGGAUGAAUUCUGCUGUUCAAACUGGCCAAGAAGAGGGUGAAGGUCACAUGAAAUCUUCUCCACAAAAACUGGAGAAAAAUUCAAAUUUGGGAAAAGCUUUGCCUCCUCUCCCUGCUAGACAGAAGAGGGAAAAUCCUGAAGGGUUUAAUCCACAGACAUUAAAGGAUAAAUUAAUGGCAAGAAGCAGGUCCCCCCUCGUUGCAAGUGUGAGGACUCCUCAGAAGGAAAAUUUGGAAUGUCGCAAGGUGUAUGGAACAUGGGGACCCUCUACAUUCAGGUGCUAUGGAGAAAUUGGGAGCAAAUCUUUACCCAGAUAUACAGAUGAAAGUUACGAUGCUGACUGCGAUGAAGAAGACAUCUACGCCAGCAUUGACGAAUUGAAUGUCAGUUCUGACAGUGCAAGUCAGGUGUACUCUGAGAUUGCGGAGACUGUCAAGGAGAGCGACAGUAUGAAUCUCGUAGGAAGUCGCCAGAGCUGGCCGUACUCUCCGAGAGUCCCUGGUGACCGUUGCCAGGCAUGCGGGUUCGCCGUUGGAGAGGACAGGGUGUCCGUUCAGAGGUUCAUAUACCACACCAUGUGUUUCAAGUGCAUGGAGUAA
Molecule: messenger RNA, 992 nt
Organism: Lingula anatina
Lineage: Eukaryota; Metazoa; Brachiopoda; Lingulata; Lingulida; Lingulidae
Product: rap1 GTPase-activating protein 1
Biological process (GO): regulation of small GTPase mediated signal transduction
Cellular component (GO): cytoplasm
Molecular function (GO): GTPase activator activity; protein binding
Source: RefSeq, a predicted model, not a curated record